Cyclopterus lumpus (lumpfish) is the source of this 4295-nucleotide messenger RNA. RefSeq names its product muscle, skeletal, receptor tyrosine kinase (gene musk). Gene Ontology annotation, molecular function: protein binding; transmembrane receptor protein tyrosine kinase activity; ATP binding. The transcript is spliced from 17 exons. Lineage: Eukaryota; Metazoa; Chordata; Actinopteri; Perciformes; Cyclopteridae. Gene Ontology annotation, biological process: multicellular organism development; cell surface receptor protein tyrosine kinase signaling pathway; positive regulation of kinase activity. The record is from RefSeq and is a predicted model, not a curated record. Gene Ontology annotation, cellular component: signaling receptor complex. Bases 206 to 3091 code for a protein of 961 amino acids.
CACACACACACACACGCACACACACACACACACACACACACACACACACACACACACACACACACACACACACUGAGCGGGUCCCCAGCACACAGCUCACGUCUGUCCCCGUCUGCAGUGAAGGAACACAACAAGUGAACCGACCAGAAGCGUCUCCCCCUCCGCUCGCUCCGUGCCCGGUAGAGGGUCUCUCUCUGGAGCCAGGAUGACGGUCCUGGAGACCGGUGCAGUCUUUCUCCUGGUUGUGGUCGCCUCGGCUCACGGGAUGCAGGGAGCACCUCGCAUCAUCACCUUACUGGAGACAUUGGAUGUGCUGCUGGAUCACAACGCCACAUUCAUCUGUGAGGUGGAGUCCCGCCCCCGCGCCGACAUCAGUUGGACCAAGAAUAACAACCUCAUCUCGUACUAUGACCCCCGCUACAUUACCAGGGAGCAGGGACAGAUGCUCAGCAUCCCUCGCGUGAGGGAGACGGACAAUGGAGAGUACUGCUGCCUCGCCAGCAACGGCAUCGGAGAGGCAGCCAAGAGCUGCGGGGCUCUGCAGCUCAAGAUGAAGCCACAGAUCAAACGCCAUCCUACCAACCUGACCCUUCUGGUAGAAUCCAAAGCAGUGCUGCCCUGCGUUACCCUCGGCAACCCCAAACCGGAUGUCACCUGGCUCAAAGAUGACGAGCUCAUCAAGAUCAGUGACCGUGUUACUAUUCUUGACUACGGGGCAUUGAAGAUCCACCACAUUCAGAAGGAGGAUGCAGGACAGUAUCGCUGUGUGGCCAGGAAUAGCUUUGGACUGGCCUUUUCAAAGCCUGUCACCAUAGAGGUCCAGGCUCCAGCACGAAUCCUGCGGGUUCCCAAGGAGAAGCGGGUAGCGUACGGCAGCCAGGUUUCCCUGGAGUGCAACGCCACGGGGAAUCCCAUCCCCACCAUCACCUGGCUGGAAAACGGCAACACGAUUUCGGGUGCGUCCGUGGACGAGACUUUGACGGGCGAGGUGAUCCUGUCCGUUCUUAAAGUGGCGGUGAACAAGCCGGCCCUGUACACGUGUCUGGCCUCCAACAGACACAGCAACGGAGCCAACACCGUCAAGGCAACGGCCAGAGUCACCGUCGCAGAGUGGAGACUCUACAAGGGCGUCGCCGGCUACUGCAGUGCGUAUCGCGGUGACGUGUGCCGCGCCGUCCUGCGGGACGACCUGCUGGUGUUCUUUAACUCCUCCGUCCCGGACCCCGAGGACAUGCAGGAGUACCUGGUCCAGAGCUGGUGGACGGAGCUGGAGGGCCUCAGCGCGCUGUGCAGCCCCGCGGCGCUCGCGCUGCUCUGCCACUCCUCCUUCCCCGACUGCAACCCGUCAGGGUUGGGGCCGGCGCCCAAACCCGUCUGCAGAGAGCACUGCCUGGCCGUGAAGGAGCUGUACUGCCACAAGGAGUGGUUGGUGCUGGAGGGCAGCAGCUCGGUCCAGCCCGGCUUCUUCAGCUCGGUCCCCGGAUCCCACGGCCCCAGUUCCCUGCUGCCCAGCUGUCAGGCCCUGCCCAGUCUUCUGGCAGACCCUGACGCUUGCACACACGUCCCUUUUGUAGACAUCAAGAAAGAUCAAAUCACGACGACAUGCUUCAGUGACCGGGGCCGUUUUUACCAAGGCAGCGCCAAUGUGACGAGGUCCGGGGUGCCGUGUCAGUCAUGGAGCCAACAGGUUCCCCACCGGCACCGCCUGUCUGUCGACGUGAUUCCAGAGUUGAAGAACUCCGACAACUCCUGUAGGAACCCGGGGGGAAUCAGCGAUAAGCCCUGGUGUUACACCUUAAAUGCCAACAUCCGCUGGGAGUACUGCGCUGUGCCCCAGUGUGGGGAGACGAGAAUAGAACCAGUGAUGAAGCCAGAGUCGCCAGGCCCUCGUCAGACCACUCGUCUGCCUCCCAUGGCCACAGCAUCGUCUCCGGCCUACUCCAUGUCCGUCAUCGUCAUCAUCCUGACUGCGUUUGCAGCUGCAGUCUUCCUUAUCAUCUGCAUCCUCGCCUGCCACAGACGGAAGAAGCAGUGGAGAAACCGGAAGAGAGAGAUGGAGACCCCGACAAUGAGCGCUCUUCCGUCGGAGCUCCUGCUGGAUCGACUCCACCCCAACCCCAUGUACCAGCGGGUUCCCCUGCUGCUGAACUCAAAGCUGCUGGCCCUCGAGUAUCCCCGGAAUAAUAUCCAAUAUGUCAGGGAUAUCGGAGAAGGGGCCUUUGGACGGGUUUUUCAAGCAAGAGCACCGGGCCUGCUGACGGUGGAGUCUUUCACGAUGGUGGCCGUGAAGAUGCUGAAGGAGGAAGCCUCAGCGGACAUGCAGAACGACUUCCAGCGGGAGGCCGCGCUGAUGGCUCAGUUUGACCACCCGAACAUCGUGCGGCUCCUGGGCGUGUGCGCGGUGGGCAAACCCAUGUGCCUGAUGUUCGAGUACAUGGCCCACGGCGACCUCAACGAGUUCCUGCGUCGCCGGUCGCCCUCCCAGUCGGUGCGCACGCUCAGCCGCGGCAGCCUGUCCGGCCGCAGCUUCUCCUCCGAGCUGGAGGCGGGGCUUCUCUGCUGCGACGAGCAGUUGUCCAUCUCCAAGCAGAUCGCGGCGGGGAUGGCGUACCUGUCGGAGCGCAAGUUCGUGCACCGCGACCUCGCCACCCGCAACUGCCUGGUCGGGGAGGACAUGGUGGUGAAGAUCGCCGACUUCGGCCUCUCCAGGAACAUCUACUCGGCCGAUUACUACAAGGCCAACGAGAACGACGCCAUCCCCAUCCGCUGGAUGCCCCCGGAGUCCAUCUUCUACAACCGCUACACCACCGAGUCGGACGUGUGGGCCUACGGCGUGGUGCUGUGGGAGAUCUUCGCCAACGGGAUGCAGCCGUACUACGGCAUGGGUCACGAGGAGGUCAUUUACUACGUGAGGGACGGUCACAUCCUCGCCUCCCCCGAGAACUGUCCUCUGGAGCUGUACAAUCUGAUGAGGCUUUGCUGGAGCACACACUCAGUAGACAGGCCCAGCUUCAGCAGCAUACAUCGGAUACUGGAGCGCAUGCAUCAAAGCACACUCGCCGUCGGCGCUGACGCGGAGGCGGACUGCUAACCUGGGGACAUCAAUGGUUGUCCGUUGACUUGUGAAGGGAUCUGGUGUCCGGAAGCACGUUUUAAAAGAACCCGGGGACUUGAGCACGAGCAUUCUUCCCAAUACCCAACCAGUCGUUUGAGUCAUUUACCUUUGCCCAGCUUUUUCUUUUCAGGAGACCCAAACUGGCAGCUUUUAUCAAAUGUUUUUGCAUCAUAAACGCCUCUCAUAUCUAAGGCGUUACUUCAAUUCAGGGUACAUUUUUUUUAAAGGAAUAAUCCAUUACUCCUGAGUAUCUACCAGCACGUUUGCGUCUCUUUAGGAACCCCCGAGCCUUAACCUUUGAAGACCCAAAGCCAGUCACCAUGCGAGUAUACGCAUUUCAGAUACAAAUACACUCCAACGUCAGCCUUCGUCAUGCAUGUGGAAUCUCUUUCUUCUUCUUCAUCAUUUUGAGCCGUUAAGCUGCUACUAAUGGUCUGACGACACAUUGGCGUCUGAAGGAGAAUGUGACGUGACAGUUAAAACACAUGUUGUUAUUGUCGCUUCUAGCAAACUUCCAAAGUUGCACACAAUCACUUUAAAAUAUUGCUGUCGCUAUUCCAUUUUUGGGGCAUUACUCAUUUUCUUUUUUCACGUUGUCGAUCUUUGUCUUUUCUUUGUGUGUGUGUGUGUGUGUGUGUGUGUGUGUGUGUACGCUCAUUUUACUUUGUUGGACAUGACGAGUACAUUACAGGAGAAAAAAAAAAAAAAAGGUUCAUUAAUUAUUUCUUCCGACCAGCGUGCGUCAUCAUUGCCCAUAAGUCUCACACAGAACACACACACACAUUUUAUAAUUUGGCAGAAAUUAAUUGACUAAAUUCCUUCCCGUGCAUUAAAAUAGAUCCUCGCUCUGAAAGAGUAAAUCUUUAAUCGGCACUCGCAAAGACAGACAUUCUCUCCUAUGGAUGAAAACUUUGCUCAUAACAGGGUUAAAUCCAAUCAGUCACAUUAUUACACAAUUUCAUGAUUUGUGUCUUCUUUGACAGACGUCUGUUUUUAAUGUUUAUCUUGUCAACCGGUAAAAUGCCUUAUAGAUGAAUGACACAUUUGAUCUCACUGUGGUGUGAUGUUACUUUCUUUUUUUGUGCGUGUGUGUGUGUGUGUGUGUUACUUGACAUAAUGAGGCAGGUUUGUAACGUAUGACAUUUAUUUGUAUUGCUUGCAAAUAAACAUAAUAACCACA